AGGCCCGGUUGUACAAUCGAAGUUCAACUCCGGCUCAGCGCCAUUACCGAGUUCAGGGCAAGAAGUGCGUUGUACAUACAAAGUUUAAUUCUUGAACUCGGUUUAAGCCCGGGUUCAGCUGAGCGGCCGAUGUUCGACGGUUCAACGCUGGUUCAAGGAUUUUUAACCUCAGAUUUUUGUCAUUGUCAACGGAAAUCAUAAUAUUUACACCUUAAAAAUGAACUUCAUUGAAAAUUUAACUAAUAAUGAAGGAUUUCUGGAAAUGAUAAAUAUUGUAGAAGGAAGGAGAACACAGAAACAGUGUAAGGCUAGAGAAAAUCAUUUUGAAAAAUGGAAUGAUAAUGAAUUUUUGCAAAGAUUUUGGAAUGCUGGAAAUGCUUGGCAAAGAAAGUGCUGUUCAGUUCACUAUUUGCAUGAAACUAAUGCUCAUAGAAUAAAAAAUCGAACAGAUAGGUAAGAACGAAAACAAGUGGCAAAUUUGUUAUUGACAUUUCAAGAACCAUAGGCUGUAUCUUCUAAGAACAUGGUUUUUAUUGCCUUAAAUUAAGGUUUUGUGCAGUGAAGUGGACCCAUAUCACUGGUUUUAAGCAACAGGCUUCUUUUUGCAACUUAUGGAUGAUUUUGAAGCAAAUGUAGAAAAUGAUUUUGUUAAUUUAUUAAAUUAAAUGUACCUACCUACAUAAUUUAUUAAUAAAUCUAAAAUUAAUUAUAUUUGUACCAUGCUUAUUUAGGUACAUAUCACUUUAUUUAAUAAUGAUUACAAACUAAUUUACAUUCUAAAAUUAUUUAAAUACCCUACCUACUUCCCUAGAAUAAGGCAAAUAUUAACAUUUUUGAGUGAAUUUGAAAUCAUAGCUGUAAACAGUUAAAAAUAUUUAUGAGAAGGGAAUGUGAAGAUUGAAUUAGUAUCUUCGUUGGUGAUAGUGGUUACGGAGUCAAGAAAAACCUAAUAACACCCUUACGCAAUCCUUCAUCACAAGCUGAAAUUUUAUUUAAUGAGGCAAAAUGAGAAUGCAUAGACACAAUUGAAUGGGUCUACCGAAUAACAAUUGUUAAGUGCCAUGUGAUUCGUUUUUACGAAAUCGAACAAAAACUAGUAUAAUGAUAAAUUUAUACAUUUAAGGGUUAGUUAUUAAUACAGUUUGUAACUAACUGUACUGUAAACUGUAUUACUAAUCCUUUUUUUAAUGGCAUUGACUGUAUGUCAAUCAGCCAGUCAAAACAUGACUAAUUAAGAAGAAUAUACAUUCAAAGACCGUAAAGUUUAUAAAAUAUCAAUAACGAAGAAAAGUUAGUUCAGUUGAGAUGUAAUUUAAGUACUGAAAUUAAACAGAUGGUACUAAGCUGAAGUAAUUAAUUACUAAUCCUUAAAAUGUAUAAAUUUACCAUUAUUAUAAUUUUAACAGUUCUUGUUAGAUUUCUUAAAAACGAAUCACAUGGCACUUGUUAUUCGGCAGACACAUUGAAUUAUAAUUGGAACAUCAAUGUUACACAAUAUUACAAUGCAUUUUAAUAACCUUUUGCCCAUACUACAUGAAGAAGAGGAAGUAGCAAUGGCUUUAGCCAAAAAUUUAGAAAAUCUAACUGUCUAGAGAAUCAUGAGAAGUACAAUUUAUCAAACAUAGGAAGAGGUUGAAAAUCUUGUGCAUGAAUACUUUGUUAAUUUAAAAUUUAGAUAUUUAAACUAAUACUUAUAACAACUAUUAGAUAGGUAUUUAUAAAAAUAUCUUACUAUCUGCUACAAUCAAUGGCUUUGAUAAACUUCUCUAAAAUUUUGGGGGCUGGACAUGUAUUUCAUUUUAUUUUGUACAAUUUUGCUGUAUUGUUUGGCCACAGAUACCAAUAUUUCUUCUUGAGAGGUGAAAUUGGAAGGUAUUUUUGCGUCCAUUGUAGAAAAAAAUACUAACAAACAAUUUUUUACAAAAAGAAAAUAAACACAUUGCAAUAAUAUCCUAAUACUUAUAAUACCUAUUCAAAUGAUCUGUUCACAAAUUUAACGUAGGAAAUUGAUUAAACUAAUAAACUAAACGAUAAAAAAUACCAAUUAAACUAAUAAUACAGUAAUAAAAUAAUUAUAUUGACAAAAACCAAAUAGGUAAUAAUACAUAAAUGGCGGGAAAAUUUAUGUCGAAAAUUGAUGGGAAUUGCUUUGAAUACGCAUGCCUUACAUUGCCAACCUUACCAAAAUUUGUAUAAACCUCGGCUUAACUGAACUCGGCAUUGAACAACCCGAAUGAAGUUAAACCGACGCUCAAAAUUGAACCCGGUUCAACUAAGCGAUGGCUUAAGCCACCAAUGUACAAUCGGGCCUUAAAGAUACGAAGAAUAUACGACAACUCUCAAAAAGGUACGCAAAUCGGAUAAUUAUCCGCCGAUUGGCAACACUGGUAUGGAGGCUAUGUACCUAGCAUGGAGGCUAGAUUAUGGCACCCUUCCUAUCCAAUAUCCAAUCAACAACAAGAACGUUUAAAAUUUCACACCUAUCAUGUCGAAGCUACAGACCACUUAUGUGGAGGCCAGAUUUGUAGUAUCCUUCCAUUUAACCAGGUGCUGAGAUGGCGCUGAAAUACGUGACAUGUUUUUUAAAGAGAUCGCAUUCUACCAAAUCACACAACACACAACACUUUUUACUUUUUUCUAUGUUUUGUAACAUCCUUUAUCCUUUUUGUUUGUAUGUUUGAUUUUUGAUGUUUGUAUUUGUUGUAUGUUUCCAGUAUUUUUGUUCCAGUGAUAAGUAGUAUGAUUUAUUAACUAUGGAAAUGGAAUUUAAAAUUGAGUAACAGUUUGUUGAAUAUGACCAAAGAUAUAGAAAGUGAGUUGUCCAAAUCAACAGAUCUUGGAAACUUUAAGCAGGAACCAGAAGAUGAGUCAACUAUGGAAGUAAAAGAUGAAAUUAAGGAAGAGUCUGAAGAGGACCAAGGAUAUAUGGAAAGUCAACUAUCCAGGACCCUUGAUCUGGGAGACUUGAAGAAUGAACCAGAUAAAGAUAAUUUAGAUGUUUCCCAGAAGAAAUUAUCAGAAAUCGAAGUUAACAACACAUUAGCUGAACAUGCAUGUAAUAAAAAACAAGAAAUAAGUCUUAAUCCUGAUGACACAGCACUUACAAAUUAUAUUUCUUCUGAUGGCUUCCCUUACAAAAAUAAUUUCAAGGAACAUACGAAUGAUCAGACUGAAGGAAAGCUUCACAAAUGUGAAAUUUGUUUUAAGCAAGUUACUACAGCAACUGGUUUGAAAAGACAUUUAAGAGUGCACACUGGACAAACGCCUUAUCAGUGUGAAAUUUGUUUUAAAUUGUUCAAUCAAGCAAAUAAUUUGAAAACACAUUUCAGAUUACAUACUGGAGAAAAACCUUAUGAGUGUAAAAUUUGUUUUAAGCAGUUUAGUGAAAUGGACAAUUUGAAAACACAUUUAAGGAUACACACUGGAGAGAAGCCGUACACGUGUGACAUUUGUUUUAAGCAAUUUAAUCAAACGAGUCAUUUGAAAACACAUUUCAGAGUGCACACUGGAGAAAAGCCUUAUAAGUGUGAAAUUUGUUUUAAACGGUUUAGUCGAACAGAAGAUUUGAAAAUACAUUUAAGAGCGCGCACUGGAGAAAAGCCGUAAAAGUGUGAAAUUUGUUUAAAGAAGUUUACUACAAGAAGUCAAUUGAAAACACAUUUGAGAAUACACACUGGAGAAAAAACUUACAAGUGUGAAAUUUGUUUUAAGUAGUUUAGUGAAAUGGGCAAUUUGAAAACACAUUUAAGAGUACACACUGGAGAAAAGUCUUAAAAGUGUGAAAUUUGUUUUAAGCAGUUUACUCAAGCAGGUACUUUGAAAUGCCAUCUGAGAUCACACAACUAAAAAGGAUGUGAGAUUUGUUAUAGGUACUUUUCUCGAAAUUUCUGGUCUCAUGUUUGAGAAAUUAAUAUCUAACUUGAGUUGAACGUCUGAGCAAAGUAAGAAAUAUGGAUGUAAACAGAUGGACAGUUCGUCGACGACUUUUAAAGGGUAAUUUAUUAUCCAGACGGGUAGGACUAUCUUCACUACCUUCCACAAAAAUCGCAGAGCUCGCCUUGACUUUGCAAUAGAACUGAAGUGAUGCAGGUUGGAGCAAUGUAUUGAUCUCAGAUGAGUCCAGAUUUUGUCUGAGGUCACCAGAUGACCGAGAUAGGAUUUGGAAAAGAGAAGGAGAGCGAUGUUUUAAAUGCAAUAUUGCGAAAGAAUAAGUAGGGGGCACUCCCUUAUGAUUUUUGCUGGUAUAAGUUCAGAAGCCCAUACUGAUUUAGUUAUUGCGGAUAGAUGUUCUAUGUUCUGCAAGAUACAUAACAAGUAGUAUUUUAGAUCAGUAUGUGGUACCUGUUUCUCCUUUCAUUUAACCUUAUUUCAUUUUUAUGGACGACAACGCGCGUCCUCACCAUGCUGGAAUCGUCAACCAAUAUAUAGAGAAGGUGAGAAUUGUCCAUAGGAACUGGCAAGCUUGCUUGUUUUAAGCAGUUUAGUAUAAUAGGCGACUUUAAAAAACAUUUAAGAUUGUACACUUGAGAAAAGCCGUACAAAUGUGAAAUUUGUUUUAAGCAGUUUAGUGAAAUAAGAGUGCACACUGGAGAAAAGCCAUAAAAGUGUGAAAUUUGUUUUAAGGCCAUCGGUACAUAAUUCGCAAAUAUUUUACGGCUUUCCCUACUUUUUCUGUCUUUACACGGCAAAUUACUUGUAGUAAAAUUCACACUGGUAUGGAUAUGUAAACAUUACUAGAAUGUCAUUCUACUUGACAAUGUCAUCAUUAGCUUUAAAGAGAUGGCUUUUGAAUGUUAUUGAAUAACUGUUAUUUGUAUAAUUGAAAAUUAUUAAUUCAGUUAAUAAAUGUGAUAAUUUUUUCACUAACUAUGUAUUCAGUGAUUGUAAUAAUUUAUAUGUACAACAAAAACUAAUACUCAAUCGAGAAAAGAGGAAAAGUGUUAAAGUGAUUUUUUAAUAAUCUGUUGUUACUAUGGAACGCUUACAAUUUUAAACAUCUUUAACAUCAAAAUACUUAAAUCGCAUAAUAUAUCCUGAUGUAUUCUCUGCUUGGAUCUUCCAUAACUAAUAAACAAUAAAUAAUUUUUUAUUACGUU
Messenger RNA from Diabrotica virgifera virgifera (western corn rootworm), 5096 nucleotides. RefSeq names its product zinc finger protein 664-like. Bases 2794 to 3606 code for a protein of 270 amino acids. Gene Ontology annotation, molecular function: RNA polymerase II cis-regulatory region sequence-specific DNA binding; DNA-binding transcription factor activity. The transcript has 3 exons. The record is from RefSeq and is a predicted model, not a curated record. NCBI's taxonomy places the organism in Eukaryota, Metazoa, Arthropoda, Insecta, Coleoptera, Chrysomelidae. Gene Ontology annotation, biological process: regulation of transcription by RNA polymerase II.